GCGCAUGCGUACAUGUUCAGGUGUCUGUUCACAAAUUUCGUCCCACUUCCCACAGAAAGGUUUCUGGCCAGGAGCAUCAUGAGUUUCAAGGAAGAUUCGAGCACCAAAUCCUUUGGAGGCUGGCAAAAAGUUUGCAGCCAUGAUAGCAAAGAACUAAAAUGCAGGAUGAACUUCUCUAUCUACCUUCCUCCUAAAGCUGAGGAUGGGAAAGUGCCUGUCCUCUACUGGCUCUCGGGCUUGACAUGUACUGAACAGAACUUCACCACCAAAGCUGGUGCUCAGCGUUUUGCUGCUCAAUAUGGCUUGGCUCUGGUCGCUCCGGAUACAAGUCCACGGGGAUGUAAUAUCGAAGGUGAGGACGACAGUUAUGACUUCGGUUCCAGUGCAGGUUUCUAUGUCGAUGCGACAGAGGAGAAGUGGAAGACCAACUACAGAAUGUAUUCCUACGUCACAUCAGAACUCCCUGCUAUCAUCAAUGACCAUUUCAAUGUGAUUCCAGAUAAGAUGUCUAUAUUCGGCCACAGCAUGGGGGGUCAUGGCGCUCUCACCAUUGCCCUGAAGAAUCCUGGUAAAUACCUAUCCGUGUCUGCGUUUGCCCCGAUCUGUAACCCAACGCAGUGUCCGUGGGGAGAGAAAGCAUUCAGGGGCUACCUGGGUGAAGAUAGAGAGGCCUGGAAAGCUUACGAUGCAACAGAAUUAGUCAAGGGUUAUAAAAACAAGGAUACUCCACUGGUGCUACUUAUCGAUCAGGGUUCUGCUGAUAACUUCCUAACUCAAGGCCAGCUUCUGCCUGAUCACCUCAUGAAUGCCUGCGCCACUAGUGGGGUAGAAAUAGUCUACAGAAAACAAGAUGGUUAUGAUCACAGUUACUAUUUUAUCGCUUCAUUCAUAGAGGAUCAUCUGAAACACCACGCACAGUAUCUCAACGCGUGAAAACGACAGAAGUGACUAAAGGAACUUGCAAGGAAAUUAGGCCGGGUAAAAUGGAAAAAUUGAUUCCCAUCCCCGCACAGUUUUUUGGCCGCUACUCCGAAAAGCUUCUUUAUUUUCUGUUUCACAUUUUGUUUUUACCACUUCUUCACAUUUUACACACGAUCAAAAAUAUGCAGCCCCUGCUUACAGCACUUCUUGUAAGAGUGUGAUUUUUGAUUGUGUUUAACAUAAAUUGAGGGAUUUCCUUCAUUCAAGUGUGUGUUGGAAAUGGGGGACAUAUUGUCCUUCAGUCAUGGUACAGACGCAUUUUCCAUAGACAAAUUCAAAGAAGUUUGUUUUGGCACUGACCAGUCAUGCGUUACAACUUGAACAAAGGAUCGCCGUGUCUCUAGGCAUUGUCCAAAGUCCGCUUAGGCCUUCUGAUGUGUUCUGACUGUGCGCAUUUGAUUUGUUAUGGCACUGAUUCGUCUUCUUUGAAUUCAUCUAUCAAAAUGUGACGUCUACCAAUGAUGAAAAAUAUAAAUAAAUCUUGCCCACCUGCCCUGAUUUCAAGAAAAAGUUCAGAUGAGAAUCAAUUUUUAAAUUUCCCUGGCCUUAUGAUAGUGUGAAUCACAACAAAUGAUGUAUGAAGGACAAUAAUUAGAAAGAUUUUUAAAAUGAUUCAUGUUUGUGUAUAACGAAGUUAUUGCCCGUCAAUGGUAGAC
Lineus longissimus is the source of this 1637-nucleotide messenger RNA. RefSeq names its product S-formylglutathione hydrolase-like. Gene Ontology annotation, molecular function: S-formylglutathione hydrolase activity. Bases 13 to 933 code for a protein of 306 amino acids. Gene Ontology annotation, cellular component: cytosol. The transcript is spliced from 7 exons. The record is from RefSeq and is a predicted model, not a curated record. Gene Ontology annotation, biological process: formaldehyde catabolic process. Lineage: Eukaryota; Metazoa; Nemertea; Pilidiophora; Heteronemertea; Lineidae.